Molecule: messenger RNA, 1677 nt
Organism: Acanthosepion pharaonis
Lineage: Eukaryota; Metazoa; Mollusca; Cephalopoda; Sepiida; Sepiidae
Source: the annotation of a GenBank genome assembly
AUGGCAAUCAAGAUGGUUGACAGGGUAUCAAACAGCCCCUCACGCAUCCCCAUUCCAGUGUCCUGCCAGCUCCACAAGAGUGCAGCAAGCCGCAAUGGCAAGGUGCACCGGCCCUCUGAUGUACGCAGCCAACACAACGACAACUAUGUGAAGGCCAUGUGCUUUGAGAACGGUAUUGUUGAUACCGUUGCACAGCACAAAUCCAACACAGUCCCAAAAGAGUCAUCUCUGGAAGGAGCACCUGCUGAAUCUCCAAGCAAAGGAUCUGGUUUUGAGACAUUUGUCAUGACAGGUGACAUGAUCAUCAAGACAACUGCCCUACACAAGUCCCCCAAAAAGAUGGACAGUCACAAGAAGGUGCCUUAUAAUGUGUCCGUUGAUGGCAGCAACGAUGAUGACGAAGCAGACAUCUGUCUCAUCUCUGCAGAGUUCAAUCGUAUAGCAGCAGAGAAAAAAACAUAUGAAAAUAAGAGAGUAGGCGCGCCACGACACCACUCUUUUAGUGGACCAGACAACCCUAAACCAGUCCAUACUCCUCUUGGACGAGUAGAGUCCGCUCCAGCUGACAACAGAAAUGAUGGAAAUAUAAACUGGCCAUCACCCCCUCUCUCUAUGUCUAGUCCUCCAAUUGCUAGUCCAGAGGAGUUUGUUCCAUCUCUUCGACAGACACCCUCCAGUUCAAUGGAAUCUUGGGACCCAACUGAGCUCCAUCCUUUGGAUCCUGCUAGUCACCAUGCUCAGCUGUCCACCAUGAAGGAAAGUUCCAAACACAGUCUGUCCAACAGUGAUUCUGAACACAGUCCUGAGGUGGUAGAAUCUUCAGAUGAAAAAAGUAGUACAAUGGCAUCAUCUUCCUCAGACAAUGAAGUCAAAUCCAGUAUAGUCACCAGCAAGAGUGCUGAGAAAAUUGUGCCUGGAACACGAGGGGGUCACUCUUUAGUCCGUACUAGUAAAAGUCAUGAGAACUAUUUACAAUCAGGAAAUGAUGUCAUGUUGGUGAGCAUUGACAUAGAUGAUGAUAACUUGGCUUAUUCUUUAGAUACUUUAGCAUAUCAGAGCUCUGGUUCCUCGUUGGAGAAACUAGGUGAUAAGGAUGGACUGGUGCCUGUUUCUAGGAGUCUGCAGAGUUCACCGGAACGGAAAAUGUCAGAAAAAUCCGACCGUGUCUUUAUGCCAGGCUUCAUAAGCUUGGAUGAGCCACGAGCUAUUAAAUCCAAAGGAAAGGAGACAAAAACAAAAGAUAUGGAUUCCACUUGUUGUAGAGUGGAACCAUGUGUCGACGGUGCUAGUGACUCGGACAUUCCAGCAGCAAGAAUGACUCAGGACGGUGGAGCUCCUUCCAGUCUUCUAGAACCACAGUCACCAGUCUCUUCGGAGGCAAGUGAGGGUAAGGGAGAUGCACCUACAUCAAAUAUUGUUGCAUCUAUACUCAACUCUCGUAUUGGAGUCGAGAGUGCUGAAGAAGGCUGUCCUGACAUAGUAGAUGGCAAGCCAGACUUUAUAACUAGUCUUAGGGAAACUGUUGAGCCAGACUCUGAAUUUUCAGAUUCUGACAGUGUGUAUCACCAACCAUUUAAAAGUGUGGACAGGCCCUCAGCAGCACGGUUGGCCAAAAGACUUUACAAUUUGGAUGGGUUUCGUAAAUCUGAUGUUGCAAGACACCUUUGUAAAAAGUAA